This is a messenger RNA of Rubroshorea leprosula, 2866 nucleotides long. The record is from the annotation of a GenBank genome assembly. NCBI's taxonomy places the organism in Eukaryota, Viridiplantae, Streptophyta, Magnoliopsida, Malvales, Dipterocarpaceae.
AGCCAGCAGCCCAGCACGAAAAUUCAAAAUUCAAAUUCGCGCUCCAACGGUCAUAUUUCCUUAGGGUUUCUUCAACACUUCUCUUCGCCAAAUAAGUAUAUAUAUAGAUUGAUAAUCCUUGCUGCUUCCAUCGGCGACACCAACAAUCUUGUUGAUUUCAUCUCCGAUUAGUUCUUCUACCCCCAAUUUGCGUUCAACCCAACAGCAAUGGAAGCAAUGGAUUUCCACAGCCUCACCAGGAAAGAGCUCCAGACUCUCUGCAAGAAGAACAAGAUUCCAGCUAACAUCACCAAUGUCGCCAUGGCCGAUGCUCUCAAAGCUCUUGAGAUCGUUGAUGGUCUUGACGAGAUCACAAAUCAAUCAUCGGAAGUCCCCCGUACUGCAAAUAGGACUUCUACUCGAAGAAGACCCACCAAAUCAGAAGCCGGGAGCACUCAACCGACAACUCGCACUCGCUGUGUAUCCAGAAGGGCUAUUGCUGGGGAACUUGAUCAAGAGAGCCUGAUUGAGACGCUGGCUGAGCCUACCUCUGAGAGAAGGGCACCAGUAGUGACAGAUGUUGUGGAAGAGGAGAUGGAUUCGCUUGAUACUCCAGCUGUUCAGCUGAGUGGCCGCAGAAGAGUGCCACAGGGUUCUACAAGGAGAAAAGAGGAGACCCAGACAAAAGAGUCAGCACAGCGCGUCUAUGGUACUAGGCGGUCAGUACGGUUGUUGGAGAAGAGCUUGGCUAACUUGAAUUUGAUAGAGCCUAAGAAAGCUGAUGAAAUAGCUGGAGAGAAGGAUGAAUUGCAACGAAAUUUAAGUGAAUCAUUGGAUAAGGAAGGCGGCAUCAUUGAAGAUGUCCAGGAGAUUAGUGAAGAUGUUAACAGUGGAGCAGACAAGUGUUUGGUGAAGCACGCAGCAAUAUCUGAGGAAUCUGAUAACUUGGAUGAUGUUUCAGCUAUAGAUACUCAAAAUGAAGCCCCUAGUCAGAAGGCUGACGAAUCUAACGUUCAGUUGGAUAAUGUUCCAGUUUUAGAUGCAAAAAGUGAAACCCCUACUCACAGGAUUUCUGAGUCUGAUAUUGAUAUGAUUAAAAUUUCAGCUGCAUGUGGGAAAUAUGAAGCCCAUAGUCUGAAGAUUGAUGAAUCUAAUGCUCAUUUGGUUGAAAAUUCAGAGAAAGCAGCAGAGAUGGAUGAUGAAAUCAUAGAUGAAAAAGUCUCUGACAAUGGUCUAGAAGAGGCCGUGAAUGAUGAUGCUGCUGUUGAAGUCUCUGAACAAGUUCUAGAAGAGGCCACAAAUGAAGAUGUUGCUGUUGAAAUCUCAGUUGAUUCAUUUUCUGUUGAAGUCUCUGAUGAAUCUAAUGCUCAGUUGGGUGAAAAUCCAGAUAAUGCGAUUGAUGAAACCAUAGAUGAAAAAGGAUCUAAAAAAGAUGCUAUCACUGAAGACUCUGACAAAAGUGACAAUUCAACUGUGGAUGUAGUAGCCGAAGGAAACACAGACCCCAAUCCUUGUGGUGCUAAAUCAGGUGAUUUACUUGCCGUUGAAGUGUCUAACAAAGUUCAUGAAUUGGAAGAACAGGUAGCAGAUGUACAAGAAAGCACUGAAGUUGGUGAGGCUGCUUCGGCUUAUCUCUUGAAGGAGAAGGAAAAUACUGAAGAACUUGUCAAGAUUGAAACAAAAGAAUUGGAGUUUUCUUCUGACUCUGAAAACUCUGAUGAUUAUUUAGAUCAGGAUCUUGAUGGGUCUAAUGUUUCUGAAACAGAUAGUGCCAUUAGCUUGGGUUUUGAUGCUACUGGUAAAUUGGAAGAACAGGUAGCAGCUGUACAAGAAAGCACUGAAGUUGGUGAGGCUGCUUCAGCUUAUCUCUUAAAGGGGCGGGAGGAUACUGAAGAACUUGUCAAAUUCGAAGCAAAAGAAUCUGGCAUGAACCAUCAUGAAGAAGACACUUUAUUGCACAACACUCCUGAAUUUGUUGGGGACGAUGCCUCAUUGUCCAAUAUGGAAGGGUUUGGUAAUGGACAGGACAAUGUAGUGGCAAUUGAUGAAUCCUCUCAAUUGCUGGAUAAAACUCCGGCUGGUGCGAAGCAAAUGACUCCUUGUCCUUCUCUGGUGUCUACUGGUGAGGUUAAUAACACAAUGGCAUUCCAGUUUCCCAGACCAAGUCAGUUUACAGCAAGGAAAUCUUCAAGCAAGAAACAGGCAGCAGUUCCAAUAGCGCCCCAAGUUUCAGACAUCAACAGUGAGAAUAUUAACAAUAGUGCUUGGAAAUUGGAGCCUACACUGGUUUCAAUGAACAAAGACAAGGAUAAGGAUGUUAUGCGGAAAGCAGUCGAGGAAAGUUUUGAGGAUAUGAGUAUGAGGCAAAUAAAGAAGAAGCUUAAAGAGCUUACAAUUUCAAAAAAUAAGAAGAGCAACGAAGUUAAGCCUGUGGAGAAGACUAGAUCGGCCUUGCAACCACUACCAGAUAAUUGUGUGGGUGUUGGAGAAAGGGAGAAAUGAAGAAGCAUAUAUCUCUCUGUUGAGGUUUUUUGUCCAGAAUCACCUGAAGUUUUGAAGUGUUUUUGUUUUAAUGUCAGAAUAAUGUGGUCUAAAACACCUAAGAUCGAUUUUGCAUCAGUGUUGAUCUAAAACACUAAGAUCAAACAGAAAAGUGUCUCUCCUUUUUCUGUUAAUUUUCUGUUGAGCGUUAAUAAAGCCUUGCAGAUUAGCAUACAAGUUUUGGUGGUUCACUUCAGUGUUUUGUCCAUUUUAUUCUAUUUCUCAGUAGAGGUUGCUGUCUGACAGUCCGCCACAGGGCCAUAAAAAAAGAGGGGGAGGUGGGUCAAUAUCAGGAGCCCACCUCCUUCAAUGGUCUUGAUCUUACAGUCCGCUAAGUUUUUCCUUC